Mustela lutreola (European mink) is the source of this 2173-nucleotide messenger RNA. RefSeq names its product annexin A2 (gene ANXA2). The transcript is spliced from 11 exons. The record is from RefSeq and is a predicted model, not a curated record. Gene Ontology annotation, molecular function: calcium-dependent phospholipid binding; phospholipase inhibitor activity; cytoskeletal protein binding. NCBI's taxonomy places the organism in Eukaryota, Metazoa, Chordata, Mammalia, Carnivora, Mustelidae. Bases 160 to 1014 code for a protein of 284 amino acids. Gene Ontology annotation, cellular component: cytoplasm.
GAGCAGCGGGAAGAGAGGAAGACUGCCUUACAAAGAGCCUUGGGCCACAGGAACCCGGGAGGCCGUCCAGGGAAGGGGGCUGGAGGGACAGCCCAUACUGGGGUUCUGCGGAGAACAGCGCUAUAGCGCUAGAGCGCUGGUGGCCUGGCUUCCUUCAAAAUGUCUACUGUUCACGAAAUUCUCUGCAAGCUCAGCUUGGAGGGUGAUCACUCCACGCCCCCAAGUGCAUAUGGGUCGGUCAAAGCAUACACCAAUUUUGAUGCUGAGCGUGAUGCUCUGAACAUUGAAACGGCCAUCAAGACCAAAGGUGUGGAUGAGGUCACCAUUGUCAACAUUUUGACCAACCGCAGCAAUGAACAGAGACAGGAUAUUGCCUUCGCCUACCAGAGAAGGACCAAAAAGGAACUUGCAUCAGCGCUGAAAUCAGCCUUGUCCGGCCACCUGGAGACAGUGAUUUUGGGCCUAUUAAAAACACCUGCUCAGUAUGACGCUUCUGAGCUGAAAGCCUCCAUGAAGGGACUGGGGACUGAUGAGGACUCCCUCAUUGAGAUCAUCUGCUCAAGGACCAACCAAGAGCUUCAGGAAAUUAACAGAGUCUACAAGGAAAUGUACAAGACUGAUCUGGAGAAGGACAUCGUUUCUGACACAUCUGGUGACUUCCGCAAGCUGAUGGUUGCCCUUGCAAAGGGUAGAAGAGCAGAGGAUGGCUCUGUCAUUGAUUAUGAACUGAUUGACCAAGAUGCCCGGGAUCUCUACGAUGCCGGAGUGAAGAGGAAAGGUACUGAUGUACCUAAGUGGAUCAGCAUCAUGACUGAGCGGAGUGUGUGUCAUCUCCAGAAAGUAUUUGAUAGGUACAAGAGCUACAGCCCUUAUGACAUGUUGGAGAGCAUCAAGAAGGAGGUCAAAGGAGACCUGGAAAAUGCUUUCCUAAACCUGGUCCAGUGCAUUCAGAAUAAGCCCCUGUAUUUUGCUGACCGGCUGUACGACUCUAUGAAGGUAAGGGGAGUUAGCUGAGAGGUCCAUGUUUACACGCUAGGCUUUUCUUCUCUUGUGCCCCCAAACUAAGUCUUCUUGACUAGUGGAUAGUGGAGGGUCCCCACUGUCCAGGUGUAGGAAUGUACUGGUCAGCCAUGAUUGUGUCUGACGGGUGAGAAGACUACAAGUCCGUCUUCUCUCUCUCUGUCUCUCGACUACUUGAAUAUGUGUUUGUGUGCAGGUAGAAAAUAAAAUACCAGAUGGUAAUCAUGUCUGAUUCCUGCUUAAAUUUCUCAGGGAUUGCCUUCCAUUACCCCAGAGUAAAGACAGGCAAGGAAAGGAGGGAUUACCAAGCAGUCACCUGCCCUAGACAUUGUGCUACUUAUUUCAUCUGAAAUCAUUACCAAAAAGCCCUUGUGGCUUGUGUUAUUUUCUUUAUAGAUCAGGAGACUGGAGCUCAGAAAGCUUCAACUAGCUUGAUGUUACAUAGCCACAUUGGAACUUGGGUCUGUCUGACUCUGAAGGCAGCCCUACCGCUAUCUCUUGAAUGGACUGUAUCUUCCCACAAUCCCGGCCCAUAUUCUAUGCCUCAAAUGUCCCUUGUGAUUUCUGGUUUCCUGGCCCUUCUUCCUGGACCACCCCUUGUCCACUCCCAUCUCCUUCUCCCAUCUCCCUCAGAUUCUCUGUCAGCUAGCACCUGUUCCUUGGUGCCUCUGGUCUGAGACUCUUGAGAGUAAACUCAGUUGUCUUUACUGUUUAUACCGUUCAAAAUGGCACAAAGCGGUAUUUUUUUUUUUUUUAAGCCCUGUGAGCCAGGGACUGUUUGUUACAUAUGGAAACCCGCACACUUCUUAAACUGAGCCGUGCUAUAGUUAGGGCUCCUACAAGUUUAUUGGGUGAACAUAGUAGGGCUUUAUGCUGAUUUCAUCCUAGUGUGUUUGGAAUUCCAAGAUGCUCAUCUUCCUUUCUCCCUCCCUCCCUUUCUCCCUUUCUUUCUUUCUUUCAUUUUUUAUUUUUUUAGAGAGGGAGUGAGGGAGGGGCAGAGGGAGACAGAGAAUCUCGAGCAUGCUCCAUGCCCAGUGUGGAGCCCAACUCAGGGUUCAGUUUUAUGACCCCUGCGAUCUUGAGGUCAGCUGAAAUCAAGAGUCAGAUGCUCAACCAACAUAGCCACUCAGGCAUCCCAAAUAUCAUUUUUCUU